Camellia sinensis is the source of this 366-nucleotide messenger RNA. Lineage: Eukaryota; Viridiplantae; Streptophyta; Magnoliopsida; Ericales; Theaceae. The record is from RefSeq and is a predicted model, not a curated record.
AUGACCUUUUCUAAUAAAGACUUGGAGAGAAUUCAAACCCCACACAACGAUGCCUUGGUAGUAACGCUUCGUGUCAAGGAUUUUGACAUUAAGCGAAUUUUGAUCGACCAAGGCAGUUCAGUCGAGAUCAAAUACUACGACACAUUCAAACAGAUGAAAUUAGAGGAAUGGCUGAUCGGGAAGAUCAUUUUGCCAGUCAAAGCAGGGACAGUAACAAAGCAAGUAGAGUUCUGGCUGCUGAAGGUCCCAUCAACGUACAAUUUGAUCUUGGGGAGGGGUUGGCUGCAUGCCAUGCAGGCAGUGGCUUCAACUUAUCAUCAGGUCAUGCGUUUCCCCACCCCAACCGGACAAAUUAAAAAGGUCUGA